GCGAGAAGAGAAAAAAAAAAAAAAACCGUGCUGCGGUGCCCUCUGUCCUGCACUAUACCCAGCGAGCUGGGACCUGCGAGACUGCGAGUGUGUAUAGUGUUAUGAAACCAAACGUAGACCGGAGGUGGUAAUUUCGAUAUGUUUCGAACAGGAAAAAGAUUAUUCCCAAGGGGAGUUACGCUUAUAAGUGGAAUUUUUUCAUUCAGUAUCAAUGACUCCGACAAAGUAGACAAUGAAUCGGUACAGAAAAUGUUUGCCAAUGCUCCUGGGGACCAUCAAACCGGAACAGAGAGGCUCCAUCAAAUGUUUACACUUGAUGAAUUUGGACGUAUAUCGAGCGAGGUAAAUGCAAUAUACCAAGCGGGAUUCUUGGGUUUCCUCACGGGGGCAUGCUAUGGAGGUUUCAUCCAGUCCCGCGUAGCCUACAUGAAUUUCAUGGAACGAAAUCAGGCUACGGCCUUUAAAACCAGCUUUGAAGCAAAGCGAAAACUACAAGAUGCAGUAACAGUGAAUUUUGCUAAAGGAGCAUUCAAAUGGGGCUGGCGAUUAGCUUUGUUUACAACAGGUUAUGUAGGGAUUCAAACCAUUAUUUCGGUAUAUCGAGGAAAAUCAUCAAUUUGGGAGUACCUCGCAGCUGGCGGAACGGCGGGAGCUUUGUACAAAUUUAAUAUGGGAUUGAAGGGCAUGACUAGUGGCGGCUUAGUAGGUCUGGCUUUUGGUGGAGUCGCCGGUGUCAUUUCACUAGGAAUUCUUAAGGCUUCGGGCACCACCAUGGAAGAAGUACGUUUCUGGCAAUACAAAUGGAAGGCCCAUCGAGAUACGGCUAUUCUCGAAAGUAUGAAAAGACAAACGCCACCGGAAUCGGAUCCGUUGCUUGAAAUUCACCAUGCAAAAUUUGGAACCGAUGUUAGUCUGGACAAAAUCGAAACAGUUGAGACAAGUGUGGAAAGCAGUUCCAAAGUCAAACAAAGCUCGGAUAGUAAUACUGUGCAAUCAGAAAGUCAUGUAACAAAACCGGAUGCUAAGAAAUAGAUGAUUUUUAAAGCCACAA
This is a messenger RNA of Sabethes cyaneus, 1051 nucleotides long. RefSeq names its product RPII140-upstream gene protein (gene 140up). Lineage: Eukaryota; Metazoa; Arthropoda; Insecta; Diptera; Culicidae. The transcript has 3 exons. The record is from RefSeq and is a predicted model, not a curated record. Bases 139 to 1032 code for a protein of 297 amino acids. Gene Ontology annotation, cellular component: mitochondrion.